This is a messenger RNA of Danio rerio (zebrafish), 6131 nucleotides long. Lineage: Eukaryota; Metazoa; Chordata; Actinopteri; Cypriniformes; Danionidae. The record is from RefSeq and is a predicted model, not a curated record.
UCCAGGACCGAGUUUUGGCACCCCUGCGCCUUCUAAAUGUAAUUUAGGAUUUACAACAGAAAGAGAACUAUAACAAAUAUGGUUUGUAACCAUAUUGUCUGAGUGAAAUUUAUUUUCGAGCGUGUAAUGUGAUUUGCGGCAGCACGUAGCGUAUUGUAUAAUGCAUUUGCGUCAUGACGCAAAAGAUUCACUGAAUCAUUUUAGGCUGUUCGGAUUCUUGUGUGUAUAUCGCAAGUGCUUGUUGGAUUGGCGGUCACCAAAAACUAAAUAAAUCACAACCCAUGAUGUUAAAGCACUUAAAUGUGAAAUACCUGAUAAAACGCAUAUAUUAGUCAAAUCCUGAAACGGUUUUAAAGAUGUGCAGGAGCAAGCUUUGACUGAACUCAUCGGAGCUGAGAAGUAAAGCAAAACACGCGUCCUUUUAAAACCUUAUAAAAAAUGCACGCUCAGUUUGUGAGAAUUCGGGAACGUUUUGAAGCUCGGAUGUAACAACGUUGCAUCUGGCAGUAUUAUGACACGAUAUGAGGAAUCAAUAGGACACAGGCGGUCAUGUGACUGCGCACAUCUCGGGGGGUGGGCAGCAGCAGCAGCCUCUCCAUGUCUUAUUGCUGCUGUAUUUGGCUGGGGGAAAGCCAUGCAUUCUCGAUCAUUUUAGAGCUGUGCUGUCAUGAGGGCUGCUUGCACCCAUGAGCAACGUUUUGACAGCUCUGCAAUGUAUUCCUGAGUCCCUCUUUCAUGCAUAUAUUGAUGAUGUCUGUCAUUCUAGGUUUUGCUGUGCAUGGCAGCAGCAAGAAUCAUGGCUGGCCUUCUUGUCUUUGAUAUUUGCCUUUGCUGCCCUGCUGAGACGAAGAGCCCUCACAUCCAAGCUUUUAAUUGAGACACAGCCCUUUCUUACAAUAACCCACAGAGACUGGACAUGGUUGCCCAGGGCUGGAGGAUUAGGGGUCGAGCAGCUGAUUUGACUUGACCGAGAUCCGUGUUUCCCACUGCUUUUCUGGGGGAUGAAAAAAGGAGAGGAGGAAGCAGGGACACUGGCUAGAAGAGAGGAACAGGGACCAUGGAGAGUGUGAGAGUGAGGGAGAGAGAGAGAGGGAGAGGGGAGGCAGAGAAGGAAGUAGAAGCAGUCCAGUGCUGCAGAAUGGGGUAAAAGCGAGAGGCACAAUCAAAAAGAGGUCAGGUACCGAGCCUGUUUAAAUUCUCCUUGCUAUCUCUGUGUCUUGUUUUCUUCUGUCAGGAAACGGCGCUCAUCUUACGGGUUUUGGUUUUACACAGUGCUUGUGGUUUUCCUCUGGAAUGUGCAUCUGCUGUUUGGCUUUUUAUGUUUCCUUCUGUCAUCCAUUCAUACGUCCAUCCAUCCAUCCAUCCAUAUAAACCAGCUCUAAGCCUCCAUUGUGCAUGUAUUUUUCAUCAACGUCCUCCAUAGUGUGUGUUUCUCAGGCCUAGCUUUUGAUUCAGCUCGGCAGAGUAAAUUCCACACGCAUUCUGAACACAAACCUCUUCGAUAGUAUUAACACACACUCAAAGCAGGGAUGUUUUGCAGGAAUAUUGAAGAUUUGAUGAAGACAUGGGCUGCUCCUGUGUCUCAUGUGUGGCUGCACUGCAGCACACACAUUAUGCAGGGUGACCGGAACCGGCUGAAACCGGUUUGAGGCAGACGUGGAGGCUCAGAAACAAUACAGUCACUGUGCUACAGGCAGAUAGCCGACUGCUUCAUGGCAGCCAGAAUGGCACUGGGGUCUUCAGGAGUGAUUCAGACCCAAGCAGGGAUGUUAGAGAAACACCUCAAGAGGGUUAUCCACUUCAAGGCCACGAUGCAGCCAUGAAAACCGAGCAGAUAUGCAGGCCGUGGGUUCACUAUGUGCUUUUAUUCAUGGUGGUUAGCAUACAGAACAAUCUUACCUUCUGGGGGUCUGUUUCUUGAUGGGCCCUGCCUAGUGCAAAAAUCAUUUGCUGUCAGGGAGAAAGGAGGAGGAGGGUGGUGGUGGUGUUUUGUUGUGGAGGUGGUGUGAGGAAGGAAGGAAGGAAAAAGGGAAGGAAAACAAGAUUGUUUGCUGUAGUUGUCGGAACGCUGAGGGUGUUAAGCUCAUUUUCAUGAGACCAUGGGCGACAUGAAAACCCCAGACUUUGAUGAUCUGCUUGCGGCCUUUGAUAUUCCUGAUAUGGUUGACCCCAAGGCUGCCAUUGAGUCUGGCCAUGAUGAUCAUGAGGGACAGCUCAAACACAAUGCCCACCAUGAAGAGGACUCCCAUGCCACCUCUGGUCCAGAUGUCGGGGUUAGUGUUAUUGUUAAGAACGUUCGAAAUUUUGAUGCCUCUGAACAUCUUUCAGAGAAGGAUGUUCAUCCAACUGUCGGAAAUGGAUUGCGCAAUGGAUUCUUGCCUGUGUCGCCCAACAACAGAUACAGAAAAGAAAGUGACAAGCUUCAAAAAGGUGAAAUCCAUGGGAUGGCAGGAAAUAUCUCCACAUUCAACCAGUUUAGUCCAAUCUCUAGUGCAGAGGAGUUUGAUGAUGAUGACAAGAUUGAAGUAGAUGACCCUGCAGACAAACAAAGUCAUUUAUCAUUUAGGCCAAACCCUUUAACUGGUUCUGGUGCAAAGAUGGAAGAGCCUCGUUCUCAACACAUAAAAGCAGAUUGUGCAUCUAGGCCGAGAACAAAUGGCAACUGCCAUAAGUUGAAAGUUGAGAAUGGCAGCACCAAUGGAAAAGUGGGACAUGCAAAACUGCAUGACUCUCAAAAACCAAGAAAAAACCAAGAGGAACACUCAAAAGAAACCUCCACAUCUCAAGAAGCAAAAGAACCUGCAGAACCAGUUAUUGAGUUGAGUGUGACCAACUUUUCCCAAGCAAAGGCCAAAUCGUCUGCAAAGCUCUCAUCCUGCAUUGCUGCAAUUGCAGCACUGAGUGCAAAGAAAGCUAGCACAGAAACAGUGCCUCCAGAAUCUAUUGCUACCACUCGAGAUUCACCCAGAGAGGCUAAAGAGAUUCCAAAAGUUACAGAAAAAUCAUUAGACCAGGAAUCUGCUCUGGAGCUUAGCAGGAAGGUGCUCACAAAACAACCUGAUAGUCCUAGCAGUGUCACAAGUGAAAGCAGCAGCAAAGAGUCUCCUGCUUCUCCAGCAGGAUCCAUACCAGUCAUUCCCAAAGUUCGCAUUAAAACGAUCAAGACAUCUUCAGGGCAGAUCAAGAGGACAGUUACUAGAGUCCUGCCUGAGUUUGAUCCUGAUGGCUUGAAGAAGGGUGUUGAUUCUUCAUCCAAUGUUGUGUCUUCUCUCCUGUCCUCUUCAACCUCGCCUUCUGUUUUCUCUUCUCCCACCAGAACAACUUUGCCAACCACAGUAGUAGCAACUUCCGGAGGCUCUGCCAUUGAGGUAACUAAACAAAUGACCAUCAAACCUGUGGCCACUGCCUUCUUACCUGUCUCAGCUGUUAAAACGGCAGGGUCACAAGUGAUAAACCUGAAACUUGCCAACAAUACCACUGUAAAGGCCACUGUCAUACCAGCGGCAUCUGUUCAGAGUGCCAGCAGUGCCAUCCUUAAAGCUGCUAAUGCCAUUCAGCAACAAACUGUCAUGGUGCCUGCUUCCAGUCUAACAAACACCAAACUUGUGCCAAAGACUGUCCACUUAACCAACUUAAAUCUCUUGCCUCAGAAUCCAUCAUCGGCUGAGCUACACCAGGCCCUGACCAAGCCUCAACAGCCCAUCAAGCAAGCCCUGUUGGCCCAACAGCAACAAAAGAAGGUGUCUCGGGUCCAGGUCCUAACCAGUUCCCAGAGCUCAGUGGUGGAGGCCUUCAAUAAAGUUUUGAGUAGCAUUAAUCCUGUCCCAGUUUAUGUACCAAAUCUAAGCCCUCCAACUUCAGCCUGUAUAUCGUUACCAUCCCGUGGAUAUAAGUGCUUGGAAUGUGGUGAUUCCUUUGCCCUGGAAAAAAGCCUCACUCAGCAUUAUGACCGUAGAAGUGUCCGCAUUGAGGUCACGUGCAACCACUGCACCAAAAAUCUAGUCUUCUACAACAAGUGCAGCCUUCUAUCACAUGCUAGGGGCCACAAAGACAAAGGUGUUGUAAUGCAGUGUUCACAUCUCAUACUAAAGCCAAUUCCAGCUGACCAGAUGAUUCUGGUCCCCUCUGUAACUUCCAGUGCUCCCACCUCUUCAGCUAACCUUGGAUCCUUGAUAGCAGGGAGCCAAGGGAAGGGAAACUCAACCACAGUGAUCUCCGCGCCCUCUUCUGCCCCAGUUGUUGCUGCCAUGCCUCUUGAUAAGGAUGCCUCCAGGGUCUGCAGAUCGAAUCUGAAGUGCUUGGAAUGUAAUGAGACGUUUCAGGAGGAGUCAGCUCUUGUAAUGCACUACCAGCAGGCUCCCGAGUCAAGUGGACAGAAAACCUGCACCAUUUGCCAAAUGCUGCUGCCAAACCAGUGUAGCUUUGCCUCCCAUCAGCGCAUCCAUCAGCACAAGUCUCCGUAUAUCUGCCCUGAAUGUGGAGCUAUCUGUCGAUCUGUCCAUUUUCAAUCCCAUGUGACCAAAAACUGCCUGCACUACACACGCCGUGUGGGCUAUCGCUGUGUUCACUGUAGUGUCAUCUUCGCCGAUGUUGCCGCUCUCAAGUCACACAUUCAGGGAUCUCACUGUGAAAUCUUCUACAAAUGCCCCAUCUGCCCCAUGGCUUUUAAAUCCGCCCCUGGUGCACAUUCCCAUGCCUACACCCAGCAUCCAGGAGUCAAAAUCGGAGAGCCUAAGCUGAUCUACAAGUGUUCUAUGUGUGACACAGUUUUUACCCAGCAGACUUUGCUCUACACGCACUUUGACCAGCACAUAUCCAGUCAGAAAGUGUCUGUCUUCAAGUGUCCAGACUGUUCGGUGCACUACGCCCAAAAGCAGCUCAUGUUGGAUCAUAUUAAAUCGAUGCAUGGCACCUUAAAGACCAUCGAGGGCCCUCCAAACCUGGGCAUUAAUCUUCCUCUCAGCUCCAAACCUACUAAUUCCCUGAGUCCCAAUAACAACAGCAACAACAAGGAGAGCAGCUCCAUCAGCAACCUGGAGAAGGGAGAGAAGAAACCAGUGUCACCGACAAAGAAGAGCAGUAAUGGGACAGACAUUCCCAAAAAACCACCUCCUUCAACCUCCUGCCCUGGCUGGAACUGCAGAGACUGUGACCGCUUGUUCACACAGAGAGAAGUCUACAUCUCGCACAUGAAAAGAGAGCAUGGGAAGCAACUGAAAAAGCAUCCAUGUCGGCAGUGUGAAAAGUCCUUCAGUUCCUCUCACAGCUUAUGCAGACACAACCGAAUCAAACACAAGGGCCUACGGAAGGUCUACUCAUGUCCACACUGUCCAGAUCCAAGUCGAACCUUCACAAAAAGACUGCUGUUAGAGAAACACAUUCAUUUAAUGCACACCGUUAAAGAGACCGAAGACAAGCUUCCAGCUGAUUCCAGCAGCAACGAAGCCACGGCGGAAAAAGAGCAGGUUCCCAGUCCUAAAAGAAAGCUCCACUCUGAAGAUGAAGACGCUGAUGGCCAAGAGGAUGUGGAAGAACCCAAAGGAGACGUGACUUCCUGUCAGCGGCCGAAGGGCUCGUCCCUACAACCUCUAAAGAAACUUAAGAUCAACGUCUUCAAAACGCACAAAUGCGCCGUGUGCAGCUUCACCACUGAAGACAUUGUGCGUUUUCAUGAGCACAUUCCCCAGCACAAGACUGACGUCUCGUCCUUCCAGUGCCGCGAAUGUGGCCUGUGCUACACCUCGCACCAUUCGCUCUCACGACACCUGUUCAUCGUGCACAAGCUGAAAGAGCCGCAGGGAUUCGGGCGGCACAACGGGCAGCAGGAGAACACUCCAAACCCUGAGGACAAUGGUGGCAUCCCGGACACUCAAUGUAAAGUAUGUUCAAAGACGUUCGAUACAGAGGGAGCCUUAAACACACACAUGCGGACACACGGAAUGGCCUUCAUUAAGUCCAAGCGGCUGAGCGCAGCUGAGAAGUGAGAACGGAGGUUGGUUUACAACAAAGUACUUGUUUGUAUAUUGUACAGUCCCAAGUCUGGUACAAAAGGUUGGGGUGUUUUGUGAAAUGCAAUAGAAUCAAGAAUGUGUGAAGGCUGGAUUAAACUUCUGCAUUGAGUGAUCGUCGCA